Molecule: messenger RNA, 804 nt
Organism: Eutrema salsugineum
Lineage: Eukaryota; Viridiplantae; Streptophyta; Magnoliopsida; Brassicales; Brassicaceae
Exons: 2
Coding region: 1-804 (267 amino acids)
Molecular function (GO): zinc ion binding
Source: RefSeq, a predicted model, not a curated record
AUGUCUUCACAUGGAGCCUGCAUUGUCCAUUUACAAAGGAAUGUCGUGACACAGUUUAAAUCUGAGCACCUCAGUCACCUGACAUCAGUAGCUGGCCGUGCUUACCGUUUCAGCGACUUUGUCAAAGCCUUCCAUGAGAUAAAGUCCAUCGAUGUUAGGUGUGCUGAAUAUCUGGAGCGAGUUGGUUUUGAACACUGGACUAGGUCUUAUUUCAUAGGUGAACGAUACAAUGUGAUGACUAGCAACAUUUCAGAAUCUUUAAACAAGGUGAUGACAAUGGUUAGAGAGUACCCCAUAAUGUCAAUCUUGGAAACGAUAAGAACAACCCUUGUUUCUUGGUUUGCUCUAAGAAGAGAGUCUGCAAACACUGAAAACGACAUUGUGAACCCAAAGAUACAAGAAAUGCUGAUUGAGAGUUUUCACAAGUCAUCCGGCUACUUCGUCAUGAAAAUCGGUAAUGGACUCUAUGAGGUUCGUGACGAUGUUGAUACGGCUUUUGCAGUGAAUUUGUGGGAAGAAACCUGCGGUUGCAGGGAAUUCCAACUACUACACAUUCCUUGUUGCCAUGCCAUAGCUGCAGCAAUAAAAGAAGGCGUCCGUGUAGAUAGUUUGGUUGACAUUCAUUAUUCAACCGAGUAUCGGAAGUUGGCGUACAGUGGGGUUAUUAUGCCGGUGCCAGAUACAGACCAUCUUGCUCCAAAGCCAGAAGAUGUAGGUGGUGGAAAUCUUGCACCCCCGUCUGUUCGUCGACCACCAGGAAGGCCACGGAAGCUGCGGAUAAUUCUCGUGGUGAAUUUAAGGUAG